CGACGACGUGUCAAACGUCAAUUUGACGUUUCAUGUUCUCAUUCUUGCCUGCUACUUUUAUUUACUUUUCUUGAUGAAAACUAUGGGAAAAUCUACUGUUUAAUUAAUAACUAGUUCUAAUAACUUAAGGAAAUCAGCUGCCUUUAUAGACAGUGUGGUAUUUCUAUUAAAUGCUCAGUAGAUAGUGGUUAAAAUGUCGACUUUACGCGAACGGCAGCUUAAUGCCUUGAAGCAAAUGCUGAAUUUGAACCAACCACUGACGAAGAGCUCAGCCAAUGAACCGAUGUGGAAGAUAUUAAUUUACGACAGGGUCGGUCAAGAUAUUAUUUCUCCCCUCAUAUCUGUGAAAGAAUUGCGUGAACUGGGUGUUACGUUGCACGUACAACUGCACUCAGACCGAGACCCAAUACCGGAAGUCCCGGCCGUUUACUUCUGUGCCCCUACAGAGGAGAACUUGGGCAGGAUAUGCCAGGACUUAGACAAUGGAGUCUACGACCAGUAUCACUUGAACUUCAUAUCACCUAUCUCAAGGCAGAAACUGGAAGACCUGGCUGCGUCGGCCAUACAGUCCAACUCUGUGGUCAAUAUACACAAGGUGUACGACCAGUAUUUGAAUUUCAUCUGUGUUGAAGAGGACUUGUUUAUUAUGAAACAUCAACAGUCGGAUUCGUUAUCAUAUUAUGCAAUAAACAAAGGUGAUACAAAAGACACUGAGAUGGAAGCCAUUAUGGACAACAUUGUUGAAAGUCUAUUCUCAGUAUUUGUAACAUUAGGUAACGUCCCAAUAAUAAGAAGUACCAAAGGUAAUGCAGCAGAAAUGGUGGCAAAAAAACUGGACAAGAAAUUGCGGGAGAACUUGUGGGACGCGAGGAACAACCUGUUCCACGGCAACACAGGACAGCUGGGGUCAUUCAGCUUCACGCGGCCAAUGCUGCUGAUUCUUGACCGGAACAUCGACAUGGCGACACCGCUGCACCACACAUGGACAUACCAGGCUUUAGCGCACGAUGUUCUGGAUCUUUCGCUGAACAGGGUGACAGUGCCCGAAGGAGGUGCGCCGUCUCUCCCAGACGCUAAGCCGAAGACCCGCGUGUGCGACCUCGACCCCCGCGACCCGCUGUGGACCGAGCACAAGGGCAGCCCCUUCCCGACCGUGGCCGAGGCUAUACAGGAGGAUCUGGAUAAAUAUAGGAGCUCAGAAGCGGAAGUGAAGCGGCUGAAAACCUCAAUGGGUCUGGACACGGACAGCGCUCUAGCGCUGAGUCUGGUCAGCGACAACACGCAACGACUCACUAGUGCCGUGAACUCGCUGCCUCAACUCAUGGAGAAGAAACGACUUAUCGACAUGCAUACUACUAUUGCUACUGCCAUCCUCAACGCAAUAAAAUCAAGACGGCUGGACUCGUUUUUCGAACUGGAAGAGAAGAUUAUGAGCAAAAGCAGUGCCAUAGAAAGCAAAGCGGUUCUGGACCUCAUUUCUGACCCGAACGCCGGUACUCCAGAAGAUAAGAUGCGACUCUUUGUAAUAUAUUAUCUGUGUACUACGGAGGUGACUGAACAGGAAUUUGAGAAGUUUGAAGCGGCUUUGAAGAGCGCUAAUUGUGAUGUCAACCCGAUGGCUUAUAUGAGGCGGUGGAAAGGCUUCACAAAGAUGUCGAGCGACUACUCGGGCGGCGGCACGAAGACCGUCUCCAUGUUCUCCAAGCUGGUGUCGCAGGGGUCCUCGUUCGUCAUGGAGGGCGUCAAGAACUUGGUCGUUAAGAAACACAAGCUGCCAAUCAGUCGCGCGGUGGAGUCAGCGUUCGGCGCGGGCGAGGGCGGCGCCGACCUCACGUGGCUGGACCCUCGCGCUGCCAGGUCGAGCCGCACGGAGUCGGCGCGCCGGCAGCCGCCGACCGACGCGGUGGUGUUCGUGGUGGGCGGCGGCAACUACAUCGAGUACCACAACCUGCUCGACUUCGCUAAGCAACAAGCCACCAGCGGCACAUCUAGAAAGAUAAUCUACGGCGCAACGACGCUGCCCAACGCGUCGCAGUUCUUGAAGCAACUGUCGCUCCUCGGAGAAGAAAUGCAGUGAACAUUCCCACUUCACUUAUUAAUACUGUAUUAUAUGAGAAAAUCUAUUAUUUAAAUAUUAUUAUUAAAUGGUAAAUGUAUACACGGUGA
This is a messenger RNA of Plutella xylostella (diamondback moth), 2166 nucleotides long. It is a transcript of the gene Slh, whose product is annotated as sec1 family domain containing Slh. Gene Ontology annotation, biological process: vesicle-mediated transport. The record is from RefSeq and is a predicted model, not a curated record. Lineage: Eukaryota; Metazoa; Arthropoda; Insecta; Lepidoptera; Plutellidae.